AUGCUUUUCUACACUGUUUAUCUCAUCCUGGGCUUGCUUUCAGUUGUCUAUGCUGCUCCUUUCAGUGUUGCCACUGGCGAUGUUCUUGAUUCCAGAGCUCCAUCUUCUGGAGCAGGACUGGGGACUAUGCACUUGACUGUGCGAAGUCUAGGGAGCAGUAAAUUUACUCCAGCCACUCAUGUCAAUGGUAAUGGCCACCAUGUCAAUGGGAACACUGCCAGUGGGGGGCUAGCCCAGUUCGAAGUUUGGUUUUCCAAUACAAAACCAUCACAUCCCUCCACUCCACCCAUCAUUCCCUCCAACAUCAUAACAGAAGUAAAGGAUACACUGGCUAACCUAGAAGGUCACCAAGUUGACGUUAUAUUCUUGGAGUCGUGCACUGCAGAUACGGAAGCAUUUUGGUAUGAAAAACUCGGUAGUCAUGACAGGGCCUUGCAUACACAAUUUGCCCCCUAA
This is a messenger RNA of Lentinula edodes (shiitake mushroom), 456 nucleotides long. RefSeq lists its product as uncharacterized. The record is from RefSeq and is a predicted model, not a curated record. The coding region runs from base 1 to 456 and encodes 151 amino acids. The transcript has 2 exons. Lineage: Eukaryota; Fungi; Basidiomycota; Agaricomycetes; Agaricales; Omphalotaceae.